This is a messenger RNA of Haliotis rufescens (red abalone), 2268 nucleotides long. RefSeq lists its product as uncharacterized. Gene Ontology annotation, molecular function: protein binding. The coding region runs from base 83 to 2083 and encodes 666 amino acids. The record is from RefSeq and is a predicted model, not a curated record. NCBI's taxonomy places the organism in Eukaryota, Metazoa, Mollusca, Gastropoda, Lepetellida, Haliotidae. Gene Ontology annotation, cellular component: cytoplasm; nucleus. The transcript has 13 exons.
GUUGCAGUUGUGUUGCAGACUCGCUUGGAAGUGGUUGUGAUUUGACUUUGUCGACACACAGAGGGAGGCAAAUGCGAAAAGGAUGGCGGAGUUAAAAAGUCCUACAUCUGAGCAGCCCAAAUCGAAAGUCUCAUUUGAGGUUACCAUGGAUAAUGAUGAAUUCGAAAUCAAAUACAAAGACAUCCCCACAAGGGCUCACAUCUCAAGAUGGAACUGUGAGGUUGUUCCUGCGACAUUUGACCUCCGAAUUCACAGAGAACUGUACACGAUUAGGGGGUUACCAAAAACAUUUGCUGACUGCCUCAAUGUUACCCUUACAAGUAUACGGAACAGGAAACAGUGUUUGAUAUUUGCAUUCGGACAUGACACUCUUGUCGAUGCUGUUGAGAUGGUCAAUAAGUUCGUGGAAGUUAAGGAAACACUUUUAAAGUUCAUUCGCGAGAAUUAUUCAAAAGUGAAAGACAUGAGUUUGAGGUGCUGGGUAGGAGAGCAGAAUAGAUCCUCAGAGCAGGACGUCAAGAAUAUAGGUGAAACGAGAAACAAGAGCGAGUCGGUAUUGUUUUUGGCACCUGGUAAAAGUGAUGGAUAUAAAUCAGAAACACACUGGUUUUGCAAACUUGGUCAAGAUGAAUUUGAAAUGGACCUGACAUCAUCAAACGCAACAUUUACCAGCUUAAAGCAUAUGCUUGAAGAUACAUAUCGUUGUAUAUUGAAACGCGUGCGGCGAGGAAGCUUCAUAUUUGAAUGCAAGCAUGAGUCCCGGGAGAAUGCUGUCAAGAUGAUGAAGGAUCAUGCGAAGGUCAAGGACACGAUCUUACGAUGUCUUCACGACAUGGAUCCUCGUGUCAAUGCCAUCAGGGUAGAUGUCGAAUAUAGAGAAGAUCACGUGGAAAUUGAUCCUCCGCAGUUGCUUGAAACUGGUUACCAAGCCAAGGGAUACGUGAAUAAAGAGGAAUUUGACCGGAUUGUAGCAGCCCUGCAGCAAAAGCAGUCGGAACAAUUGGAAAAACUGCACGAGCUCCAACAAGCACAACUGGCAGUUACAGCAACAGAAACAAUAACAGAUGUAAGUGAGGACCAGUUUCAGGCUACCGAAGAUCUGUCAGAAGCUGAAGGAGGACACCGUCACAGAGGAGGUGUCAGUAAACCGCGGCAAAAGUCUGAAUCAGUUAUUCGUCUGAAAAGACAACUGGCAGACCUGAAGCAAGAACUAAAGGCAACCACUGACAGGAUGCACAGACUUGAGACUACACACAAGAAAGCCCCUGGCACAGAUACAGGGAGGGAGCCAGGGAGCCGAGACACCCCCCAGGGAUCAGACCAGCCUGGUGGAGCCUCCAGUCACCCGAGCGAGAUGGAAGCACUGAGACCUGGGGCGACACAGGAGUCUGAGCUACCCGCCACCAGCAGGGAGGAGGAAACACGGAAGUCUGGGACCCUCCUCGGACCUGAUACACGAGCGACACCGACUCCCGCACGUAGAGACCACGAGGCAGACCGCGACCUCCGUGAUGCCAGCAGGAAGGGGAACAUGGCGGCCGUGAAGCUGAUCCUGGGAGCAGGUCGGGCUGACGUCAACUGUAGAGGCGGGGGCGGGAGGACACCGGUGAUGGCGGCAGCACUGGGGGGACACAGAGACGUGGUGGAGCUCCUGGUGAAUGAAGGGGCUGAUGUGUCCCUGGUGGACAAGGACGGUAACAACAUCCUUCACCAGGCCUGUAGGGGAGGAGACGUGGAGACGGUCAAGUUUGUGCUGUCUCUGCACGUGGUGGACAUCAACAGUAGAGGAUGGAGGAGCAGGACACCGGUGGUGAGCGCAGCACUGAGGAGACACAGAGACGUGGUGGAGUUCCUGGUGAGUGAAGGGGCUGAUGUGUCACUGGUGGACGAGUACGGUGACAACAUCCUUCACCUCGCCUGUAUGAGAGGAAACUUGGAGACGGUGAAGUUUGCGCUGUCUCUGAACGUGGUGGACAUCGACGCCAGGAACAACGACGGUCAGAAAGCGGCCGACGUGGCGAGACUCUUGGGACAUAAGAAAGUUGUGAAACUUUUGGAGCCGCCACGCUGUCACGUGAUAUAAAUAGGAGAAAAUGUUGGAUCGUGGCGGUCACCUGAAGUGAGUGUUGUGUUUGUGUAGACGGUGAAGGAGGGCAUGUUGUUACACACAGUGACGUGGUGUGCCGUGCACGUCGUCGUGCUUUAUAUUUCAGGAUUAGGUGAGAAUGUGUGUUGUGUUUGAUGAUAAAUAAAACUUGUUGAAAACAU